UUUACUUUUACAUGUCAUCAUACUUCAGUUAAUAUGAAGUGUAAAAACAUUACAUAAGCAUCCUAGAUAAAUUUUAUGUUCGUGCGUCUUUAAAUUACGUCACAUCCUUCGCUGUAUCCUCCAAUCAACACUCAGAACACGUGGAGGCAAUACAUUGGAGAGGCAGUGUCACAGUGAUCAUGGUCCGGGGAGAAACAGGAAGAAUAUUGCUCUGGAAACAUGCCGGGUCUCCCGCUGCUGGUAAACCUGGCUGGGUCGGUGCUGGGCGGACUGGCCACCGCUACAUUUAUCCCGGCUUUCAAAGAGCACUUUAUAGCGGCGAGACUGUACGGAACGGAUAUGAACAAGAAGAGCAAAGAGAUGAUCCCGGAAGCACAAGGAGUCAUCAGCGGAGUUGUCUUCCUUCUUGUCCUGUUCUGCUUCAUUCCUGUGCCGUUUCUUGGGUGUUUUGUGGAAGACGAGUGCAGAGAGUUUCCUCACCAUGAGUUUGUGGCUCUCAUUGGGUCCCUCCUUGCAAUUUGCUGCAUGAUCUUUCUGGGGUUUGCGGAUGAUGUCCUGAAUCUUCGCUGGCGCCACAAGUUACUGCUACCAACCGCGGCUUCCCUCCCUCUCCUUAUGGUCUACUUCACCACGUUUGGUAACACUACCAUUGUUGUGCCCAAACCUUUCAGACCACUCUUGGGGCUUCACGUGGACUUGGGUCUUUUGUAUUAUGUGUACAUGGGCAUGCUGGCUGUCUUCUGCACCAAUGCCAUCAACAUCCUUGCUGGAAUCAAUGGGCUGGAAGCCGGUCAGUCUUUAAUCAUUGCUGGCUCCAUUAUCAUCUUUAAUAUUGCAGAGCUUAAUGGGGAUUGCCACAGCGACCAUCUCUUUUCUCUGUACUUCCUCAUACCGUUCUUCUUCACAACUCUUGGGCUGCUGUACCAUAACUGGUAUCCAUCCCGCGUCUUCGUUGGCGACACGUUCUGUUACUUUGCUGGGAUGACGUUUGCAGUAGUUGGCAUUGUGGGGCACUUCAGUAAAACCAUGCUGCUGUUCUUCAUUCCGCAAGUGCUAAACUUCCUGUAUUCUCUACCACAGCUGUUUCAUGUCAUCCCCUGUCCACGGCACCGAUUGCCAAGACUUGAUCCUGGCACUGGAAAACUGGGCAUGAGUUACUCCAAGUUCAAGACAAAAGAACUGUCUGAAAUUGGUGCUUUCAUCGUAAAGGUCACAGAAACACUGGGUGUAGUUCAUGUCAAACGGGAACAGGGUGAAGAUGGAGAAUUCACGGAGAUAAAUAAUAUGACGCUAAUAAACUUUGUGUUGAAGCUAACUGGGCCAACCCAUGAGAGGAACUUGACAUUGCUGCUGCUUCUCAUCCAGGUCGUCGGGAGUUGCUGUGCCUUUCUGAUCCGUUACCAGCUGGUUCGGCUCUUCUAUGAUGUUUGACAUUCACCUGAAUGGUGUUAGGGCGACAUGCGAAAACAAGCACAGCACCGCUGCUAGGGAUAUUACAUGGGGAGGACAAACCCACAUGACUGCCUCUACUGGGUUUUAAAUCUUUGGAGGCCUGUAUGCGCCUCUGUUAAACGGGAAAGGACUGCUGGUGAUUCUGGUCCUGUUGGCAUCUAAAUGUUAAGAAAGGCCCUUAAGAUUAUUUUAGAACGUAACCAAUGUGUAUAAAGACUCUGGAAAUGAAUAUAAAAAGGCAAACCAUAAAUAUUUAAAUAUGUAAAGCAA
Molecule: messenger RNA, 1722 nt
Organism: Spea bombifrons (plains spadefoot toad)
Lineage: Eukaryota; Metazoa; Chordata; Amphibia; Anura; Pelobatidae
Gene: DPAGT1
Product: dolichyl-phosphate N-acetylglucosaminephosphotransferase 1
Exons: 9
Coding region: 220-1431 (403 amino acids)
Biological process (GO): protein N-linked glycosylation; dolichol-linked oligosaccharide biosynthetic process
Cellular component (GO): membrane
Molecular function (GO): UDP-N-acetylglucosamine-dolichyl-phosphate N-acetylglucosaminephosphotransferase activity
Source: RefSeq, a predicted model, not a curated record